AUGAGAGGAAUUGUGGCCUUCUGCUUCCAGUUUUCUUGGGGACAGGCAGUGCAGAAAGGCAUCAAGUUCGUAGUGACAUUUCACCAAAUGCUUUUUAAUACUAAUUAUAUUGUGAUAUAUAUUGACUUGCAUGAUGAAAUAAAAUCUUACAUAUAUUUUCUGUCUAUCUGUUUGUCUCUCUCUCUCUCUAUCUAUCUAUCUAUCUAUCUAUCUAUCUGUGCCUUCCUUCUUACUAACAUGUCAUUCCUUUAUAUUUCCUUUUCCUUCUUUUUUUCUAAUAGAAUUGAAUUUAUUUUAUCCUCUUUUUUCCUCUUUGAGAACUUUGAAUAUUAUGCUUUUGGCGAGAUUUUGGGUACAUACAAGCAUUGGAAGUUUUUUUUUUCACUUAUGACUCACAGGCGUUGGAGUGUUUCUCUUUUACAAGAAGCAUAUAUUCCACAUUUCUCUCUUCUUCUUCCCCUCCCUCCACCCUCUUUCUCACUCUCUCUCUCCUCCUUCUCUCUCUCUAUCUCUCUCCUCCUUCUCUCUCUUUUCUCUCUCUCUCUCCUCCUUCUCUCUUUUCUCUCUCUCUAUCUCUCUCUCCUUCUCUCUCUCUUUUCUCUCUCUCUCUAUCUCCUCCUUCUCUCUUUUUUCUCUCUCUCUCUCUCUCUCUCCUCCUUCUCUCUCUUUUCUCUCUCUCUCUUCUCUCUCUUUUCUCUCUCUCUCUCCUCCUCCUCUCUCUUUUCUCUCUCUCUAUCUCUCUCUCCUCCUUCUCUCUCUUUUCUCUCUCUUUUCUCUCUCUCUCUCCUCCUCCUCUCUCUUUUCUCUCUCUCUCUCUCCUCCUUCUCUCUCUUUUCUCUCUCUCUCUCUCUCUAUCUUUCUCUCACUCUUUUGUUUCGAUUUUAA
Messenger RNA from Acanthosepion pharaonis, 885 nucleotides. The record is from the annotation of a GenBank genome assembly. Lineage: Eukaryota; Metazoa; Mollusca; Cephalopoda; Sepiida; Sepiidae.